This is a messenger RNA of Mercurialis annua (annual mercury), 625 nucleotides long. Its product is annotated as calcium-binding protein KRP1-like. Bases 203 to 544 code for a protein of 113 amino acids. The record is from RefSeq and is a predicted model, not a curated record. Lineage: Eukaryota; Viridiplantae; Streptophyta; Magnoliopsida; Malpighiales; Euphorbiaceae. Gene Ontology annotation, molecular function: calcium ion binding. The transcript has a single exon.
CCUCUUCUCUUACCUGUACCUUCGUUGUCAUCAAUCCAAAUUAAAAUUUAAUCCCCCCACUCCUUCCUCGAACAUUUCUUCAACUCCAUUCCCAUUUUUUUUGGUUCCUUUCUCUUCAAAUUUCACUAUAUAAAUACACCAAAAUCCACCCUUAACCACUCAUCAUUUCAAACCAACAAACAACCAACAAUUCUAGUUAGUUAUGGCAUCACGAAACGGCAUUAUUUUCGAGGAUUUCUUCCCCGCAAUGGUGGAGAAACUCGGGGCUGACGGGUUUAUGAAGGAGCUAUGCAACGGGUUUAGGGUUUUGAUGGACGGGGAGAAGGGCGCGAUAACGUUUGAGAGCUUGAAAAGAAAUGCGGAGUUACUUGGGUUGCAAGAUAUGAGCGAUGAUGAGUUAAUGUGUAUGUUGAGAGAAGGUGAUUUGGAUGGCGAUGGUGCUUUGAAUCAAAUGGAAUUUUGUACUCUUAUGUUUAGACUUAGUCCUGAUUUGAUGACUACUUCAAGAAAAUGGCUCGUAGAAACUCUUGUUAGUGAAAUGUAGAGUUAAAAAUUUGAAGAAAAUAUUUAUAUUAAUGUUGUUAAUUUGAUUUUAUGUUCUUGAUUAGGGAAAUCUUUGUUUUUU